Suhomyces tanzawaensis NRRL Y-17324 is the source of this 878-nucleotide messenger RNA. It is a transcript of the gene UBC15, whose product is annotated as Ubc15p. Gene Ontology annotation, biological process: proteasome-mediated ubiquitin-dependent protein catabolic process; protein polyubiquitination. Lineage: Eukaryota; Fungi; Ascomycota; Pichiomycetes; Serinales; Debaryomycetaceae. Gene Ontology annotation, cellular component: nucleus. The record is from RefSeq and is a predicted model, not a curated record. Gene Ontology annotation, molecular function: ubiquitin conjugating enzyme activity. The transcript has a single exon. Bases 1 to 507 code for a protein of 168 amino acids.
AUGCCACGAACACCAGCGGGACCCCACCCGUUCCAGAGGCGUCUUCUCAAGGAGUACCAGGGCUUGGUCAAGGCCAACUUACCCGGAAUCACCAUGGUGCAGCAUGCAGACACCAUGUCGGAAUACAUCUUUCGGAUCCAGGUUCAGCACAACCCGUUGUACCCCGAAAACGACAGGUACUAUUUGAGUGUCCGCAUCACCCGCGAGUAUCCCGUGGACUCACCCCAGGUGCAGUUCAUCAAGUACGAGGAGCUCGACGAUGAGGAGGCGUCGGAAGCCAAAAUCCCCAUCCAUCCCCACAUCUACUCCAAUGGCCACAUUUGUCUCAAUUUAUUGGGAGACGACUGGACACCUGCCUGCUCGGUGGAGUCGGUAUUGUUGAGCGUGCAGUCGUUGUUGGGAACCAACCAAGUGCUCGAGAGGCCUCCCGACAACGACAGCUACGUGCGGCAUGCUCCGUUGAACCCCAAGCUGACCAAGUUUACGUACCACGACGACGAUGUGUAAGUGUGGUCAUUAAUCUAACUAUGAUUAAUCGCUAUUGGAGUGGGGAAUCAGCCAUGGUUAAUGCUUCUAAGAGUGUUUUCCUUUCUUGAUUUAUUGAGGUUAAUGGGCCGAAAUUUGUGGUUGCGAACUUUGCAGCUGCAUCAGCCCGUGGGGGCUAUCUGGACUGGUGAUACAAAAAACAGUGAGCUGAUAAAAACCAGUAAUAGGUGCAACAUUCCUACUUUUACCAGAAUGGUGUAGCACCCAUAGUACUACCGAAAUAGGUGUAAAACCCGUUUUUCUACCAGUAACGCUGGAGCAUCCACACCGGUCUGGAAUUGAUUGGAUUGCAGUGAUCCACUCGUUCCGCAACUAAUCGGCAUGUUAUAGAU